Molecule: messenger RNA, 1839 nt
Organism: Lobosporangium transversale
Lineage: Eukaryota; Fungi; Mortierellomycota; Mortierellomycetes; Mortierellales; Mortierellaceae
Product: major facilitator superfamily domain-containing protein
Exons: 1
Coding region: 263-1660 (465 amino acids)
Biological process (GO): transmembrane transport
Cellular component (GO): membrane
Molecular function (GO): transmembrane transporter activity
Source: RefSeq, a predicted model, not a curated record
AUCCUCCUUCAUUCUUUUCUCGUUUAAUUCAUUCUCCCUCCUUCUUCCUCUUCUUCAUCACUUCAUUUACUUUAUUCAUUCAUUCAUUCAAUUCAUUCACAUUUUUACUUUGAUUGUCUGUCUGCUCUUCUGGUUUCAGGCAAUUUAAUCGAAUCUCAAUCGUCUCAAAUCAUUCUUUUACGCUCUUAUAUCACAUCUUUGGUAUCUGCAUUACCCUCACUUUGCCCUUUCUCACUACACCUCGAUACUUCUUCAUUUUAUCAUGGGUGAAUCGGCUACAUUGGCAUAUUCCGAAGAUAAUCGGGGCUAUGUCACCUACAAGUCCCGCUUCGUUGGCCUCUUUGCCAUCGUCCUGCUCAAUAUUUCGACAGGAUUUGUCUGGCUGACCUAUUCAUCAGUUGCUGAUGCAGCACAGGCAUACCUAAACUGCUCUAGUACAAUUGUCAAUCUCACAUCGAUUUUAUACUUCGUUGCCUUUUUGAUUAUGAGUCCUGUCUCAGGCUGGAUGUUUGAGAAGGUGGGCAUCAAGAAAAGUUUGCUCUUUGGUGCCAGUAUUCAAUUUAUUGGUGCUCUCCUUCGAUAUAUCGCCCACUUCAUCACUUCCACACCCGACAGCCCAGGCGGUCGAGUGGCACUGACCUUGGUUGGCCAGAUCAUCGCAGCCUCUGCUCAGCCUUUCUUCUUGAACGUGCCCCCCAAGUACGCUGCCGUUUGGUUCUCUGAGAACGGACGUACGACUGCUACCAUGAUCGGCUCUGUUGCCAAUGCUCUCGCUGCUGCUCUCGCUCAAUUGAUUAUUCCCAUCAUUACAACCGACAAGGAUUCCAUGUCUACAUCGGUUCUCGUAUGCGUCAUCCUUGCAGUUGUAGCCUUUAUUCCCGUGUUGUUCAUGUCUGAGCGUCCUCCUACUCCUCCUUCGCCUUCGGCAGCAGAGGCUCUUCUGGAGACUUCCGAGGAGCCCUUUUGGGUCAGUCUCAAGAAGGUCGGCUCCAACAAGCAAUUCCUUAUCCUCAUGUUCUUGUUUGGAACUUUUGUUGGCUUCUUCAACGCCUUCUCGUCUCUUAUUUCUCAGUUCAGCGCUCCUUUCGGUUACACCGCAAAUGAGGCUGGCUACUUUGGUGCCGCGAUGAUUGUGGCCGGUUUAGUUGGUGCUGGUAUUUCUGGUCCAGUAAUUGAUCGUAACAAGCAGUACAAGACAUUGCUCAAGACGAUGGUUCCCUUGGCAACUUUAUUCUACAUCAUCUUUGUCUUUGUCGUCCGCAAAGACUUCCUCAUCGGCAUCGUUGUUGCUUCAGCUCUCCUUGGUCUCUUCUCAUUUUCACUGCUGCCUAUUGUGUUGGAGCUGGGUGUAGAAUGCACAUACCCUGUCACACCUGCAUCGUCAACCUCGCUUCUUUGGGGCUCCGGUCAAUUCUUUGCUGUCAUUUUCUUGCUUGUCCUGGGAGCCCUCCAGGACGACGAAAAGGCUGCUGAGACUGGCAUUAAUCCUCCAUUGAUCUUUAUCGCUGCCUGGUGUGUGAUUGCCACCUUCCCUGUAUAUUUGUACAAAGCACCUUAUCGUCGUCUGGAGGCUGAGGCUCGUUCGCUUCAAACUGAAAAACUUACGCAAGAUUAUGGUGCCAAGCAGGAGCUUUAUGAUGUUCCUCUUGGAUCAAAGUAAAAAGGAAAAAAAAAAAGCAAUGAAGUUUCUUAUUUUCGUAAUCCCUACACCCAUAACCAUAGCCCAUAUACCAUUCACGUCCUAUAUCAACAUCUAGUUCUGUACAUGUAGAUCGGAGACCUUAAUGAUUCUAAAGAUAAAAAUAUAAAAAGCGCGUGCAUCAGGUUGCGUAACAUCUC